UUCUCCCAGGGAUAGCUUUGGCUCUUAGAAUGUGUAAUUUUUAUUUGCCUCUGUCUCUGGAAGCUUGCUGGCUUCUCCACUACAGAUGAGAAUAGAUUCUUAGAAAGGCAGCAGGUUGGCAUUUUGAAGGAGCAAGCAUGGAAGAAAAUAGAGAGGGCUAUGGCCUUACAGAGGGCAAGAUUUUGUCUAUCUGGAUGAUUUUGUUCCUGGUGUUAGUUUUGUUGCCUUCGAUGUUUAGAGUGUCACUGGGGAUUUCUCAUUUCUAUGUGAAAAUUGUAAUAAAAAUGUUAGAGUGGGCCACCCUGCAGACUGAGGAGGGAGUAAAAAAGCAGAAGGCGCUGGCACUUGAAAAUUUAAUCUCCACUGGGAUCAUCCAGAGAGAGGAAACCUCCAUGGAGGAGGAGAUCGCUGGCCAUCACCGAGGAUGCUUCAACCUUGCUGAUGUUAUGUACUUCUCCAAAAAGGGGUGUGAGGUAGUUGCAGAAGACGAAGUCACCCACCGGUUCUCCUCAGAGGAGCUGGUGUCCUGGAAUCUCCUCAGCAGAAACAAUGCCAACUUGCACCACAUCAGCUGGCAACUGAGCAUGGUGUGGGUUAUUGGGAUCCUGAUUCGGUAUUGCCUCCUGAUGCCUUUUCGUGUCUGCUUGGCUGUUUUCAGCAUCCUCUUGCUGGUCUUGGCCACUACAGUAGUAGGACAGUUUCCAAAUGGCAGAGUUAAAUGCUGGCUGAGCAAUCAGGUUCAGAUGAUGUGUGCCACGUUAGGCGUCCGAUGCCUGAGCGGUCUUGUGCAUUUCCAUAACAGGGAAAACAGACCUCAGGAAGGAGGCAUCUGUGUAGCCAACCACACGUCUCCACUGGAUGUUCUAAUCCUGGCUUGUGAUAGAUGCUAUUCCUUGGUCGGCCAGGCACACGGAGGGCUUCUGGGGCUUAUUCAAAAAUCUUGCAUGCAAACCUCUCAGCAUGUUUUGUUUGAACGCUCAGAAAUGAAAGACCGUCAUCUGGUGAGGAAAAAAAUUAGAGAACACAUUGCAGAUAAAGCCAAAUUACCCAUUUUAAUUUUCCCAGAAGGUACCUGCAUAAACAACACAUCAGUAAUGAUGUUUAAGAAGGGAAGCUUUGAGGUAGGAGGGACCAUCCAUCCAGUAGCAAUCAAGUAUGACCCCCGCUUUGGAGAUGCGUUCUGGAACAGCACAAAGCAUUCCAUAAUGACCUAUAUUUUUAAUUUGAUGACCAGCUGGGCUAUUGUCUGUAACGUGUGGUACUUGCCACCAAUGGUCAAAGAGGAAGAAGAAGAUGCUGUUCACUUUGCCAACAGAGUCAAGGCUGUCAUUGCUGCUCGGGGAGGAAUGUCAGUGCUUCCGUGGGACGGGGGACUGAAAAGGAAAAAGGUCAAUGAGUCUUUCAAGGAAGAGCAACAGAAAAAAUAUUGCCAGAUAGUAAUAGAAAAUGGAUCUGUGGGAAAUGGAAAUGUUUGUUGAAUGGUAUUUAUUUUAUCUAAUUUUUCUAUGACUUAUCUCCACCAAAAAAGGGCUAUUUUUUUUAUACUAAACCCGACAUAUUUUCCUUAUAUCCCUGUAAGAUAUUUUGCUUAUGACACAGCAGGGAGACCAUCAAGAGAUAGUAUUUUGUAUUAAAUAAGGGUAUGAUUUUAUACAAAGGAAGAUUUACAAUAUACUGGUAAAAUACUUUCUGACAUUGAGUGCGAAGAAUCUGCAAUAAAAUUACUUAAGUUCAUUGAAA
Molecule: messenger RNA, 1740 nt
Organism: Tyto alba (common barn owl)
Lineage: Eukaryota; Metazoa; Chordata; Aves; Strigiformes; Tytonidae
Product: glycerol-3-phosphate acyltransferase 3
Exons: 12
Coding region: 138-1478 (446 amino acids)
Biological process (GO): triglyceride biosynthetic process
Cellular component (GO): endoplasmic reticulum
Molecular function (GO): glycerol-3-phosphate O-acyltransferase activity
Source: RefSeq, a predicted model, not a curated record